UCAGGUCCCUAACCUCCUGGACCUGCUGCCUGGCCCUGGGUCCCGCCCCGGCUGCUGCAGGAGCAGACCCAGGAACCAGGCCGAACCUCGAGAAGCCGAAGCCGAGGGAAGGGGAGUCGCCGGGCUUCAGGCUUCGGAAAGAAGCGAGGCAGGAGAAUCGGUUCUGGAAGGAGGGGGUGAGGUGGGCGGCCCCGAGGGCUCCAAGGGACGCUGUGAUCAUGGACGCCGUUGCCAGGAGACCGCGAGACGCCGUUGCCUGGAGACCGCGAGACGCCGUUGCCCGGAGACGGCGCCCCCCACCCCAACCUCCCGCGGCCGGAGCCCGGAGUGCAGGGAGCAGGAGCCCGACCCCGCCGAGCCCCGCCGCCCUGGCGCGCCGCCCGCAGGAGCCGCUGAUGCCCGAUGAGGUCCACCAGAACCAGAUCCUGCGGGAGGUGUAUCUCAAGGAGCUUCGAACCCAGAAACUCUCCACAGAGUAUCACGUGAAUCCCCUCCGCAAGGUUCACACAAUCACCAGAAAGCCCAUGUCUUGGCAUGAGAACCUGGAGGAACCUGCAGAUGCCAGGUUCCUCAAUCUUAUCCACCAUGCCGCUCAGGGGCCACGGAAGAAAUACCCAGACACGCAAACAGAAAGCCAAGAAAUUGGAUGGGACUCUGAGCCCUUGGUCAGCCCGGAACGUGAUGACCGCAGGCUGAACCAUUUCAGGGUGCACAGCGAUAUCACGCUCUACAAGGCCAAAGUGUGGAGCUUGGGAGAAGAUGAUCGCCACACAUAGUGUUCAGCGCCCACCUCAGCCUCGUUCCUGAAACCCAGCCUGUGUGCUGCAUGGAUAAAUAAAGAUGACUUUCAAGUGUCAAUCGGACCUUUCCUUUGUGGAGUCUCACAUUUUUCUGCCUGCAUGCACUGGUUCAAAUCCUUAAUCUUGGGGAUUCCUGGGUGGCCCAGUGGUUAGCACCUGCCUUCGGCCCAGGGCGUGAUCCUGGGGUCCUGGGAUCGAACGCCACAUCGGGCUUCCUGCGUGGAGCCUGCAUCUCCCUCUGCCUGUGU
Molecule: messenger RNA, 1048 nt
Organism: Nyctereutes procyonoides (raccoon dog)
Lineage: Eukaryota; Metazoa; Chordata; Mammalia; Carnivora; Canidae
Gene: CFAP144
Product: cilia and flagella associated protein 144
Exons: 4
Coding region: 219-776 (185 amino acids)
Cellular component (GO): ciliary base
Source: RefSeq, a predicted model, not a curated record